AUGGCGGCCGGGUUCUUACUCCAGUUCGCGUCCGCCCCCGCCGUGGUUGCACCCCGGCGGCACCCCGCCGUGGUUGGCCGCGCGUCGACGAUCGGCGGCACGCCGGCUGUCACCGACCGCACUGCCGUCGGCACGCUCUCCCUCCCCUCCCUCGGCAUCGGCACCAUCGCGUGGAACGGCAAGACGGAGGAGGACAAGGCUCGCAUCGCCGGCGUCGCUGCGGCGGCUCAGGCACGCGGCCUCGACUUCUUCGACACGGCGGAGCGGUACGGCGCAUCGCCACUCUCCCUCAUCCCCGCCGCACUCGCCGGGCUCGGGCUGCCCGUGGACAAGUCCUACCUCGGCGGCGACUGUGAGUCCAACCUCGCGGAGUGGGGACGCGGCGCGACGGUGGCGACCAAGUUCACGCCGACGCCGUGGCGGCGCCAGGCGUCGGAUGUCGUCGACGCGGCGCGCGGCUCGUGCGAGCGGCUCGGCGUGGACUCGAUCGACCUCUACCAGCUCCACAUGCCAGAUAUCAUCCAGCCGUUCCGCGCGUUCGGCGUCGUCGACCGCAAGGACGAGAUCUACUGGGACGGCCUCGCCGAGGCGUACAAGAGCGGGCUCGUCAGGAAUGUCGGCGUCUCCAACUACGGCGGCGCGCUGCUCGAGCGCGCGCAGGAGCACCUGGCGCGGCAAGGGGUGCCGCUCGUCUCGAACCAGAUCGCCUUCAACCUGCUUUGCCGGCGCGAGGGCUCUCUCGCGACGCUGGAGAAGGGCAACGAGCUCGGCGUGCGCACGCUCGCCUACUACCCGCUUGCGAUGGGCCUCCUCACCGGCAAGCUGGCCGCGCGCAACUUGCGCCAGGCCGUCCUCGAGAAGCGCGUCUCGCCGCAGCGCGCGGCGGACCUCUGCCGCUACCUCGAGGGCGGCAGCGGCGGCACCGCCGGCGACAUCCCGCGGAACGGCGUGCUGCCGCUGCUCGAGGCGGUGUCGGACGUGGCGGCGGCGCGGAGCAAGACGCCCGCGCAGGUGGCGCUCAACUGGGUCAUGUGCAAGGGGGCCAUCCCGGUGGGAGGCGCGUCGAGCGUCUCGCAGGUUGAGGACAACCUCGGCGCGCUCGGCUGGAGGCUCGAGCCGAGCGAGGUGGGCCAGCUAGACGCGGCGGCGGACGACCUGCCCUUCGACUUCAAGGGCGCCGGCUUCCAGACGACGGACUCAAAGUUCGUGGGCUACGGCUUCGAGCGUUGGGUCCUCAACUAG
Molecule: messenger RNA, 1242 nt
Organism: Emiliania huxleyi CCMP1516
Lineage: Eukaryota; Haptophyta; Isochrysidales; Noelaerhabdaceae
Exons: 4
Coding region: 1-1242 (413 amino acids)
Cellular component (GO): cytoplasm
Source: RefSeq, a predicted model, not a curated record